AUUUAGGUGGAGCUCGACUAGGGGCUGGACUUCUGCUGGACAGCAUGUUUCAUUUGCAUGUCUUUGGACUUGAUGUUUUUUUUUUAAUCUUGAGUGCUGAUGGUGCUUCUCAAUCUCCUCCUGAAUCCUCUUGAAGAGACCUAUGAUUUGCAUUGAUUUGAAUUGAUUUGCAUUGUCUUGUACAGUAAUUAAUUGUUUUGGUCGUGGUGGUCUUUUGCUGACUCUUGCUGUUUCAUGAGAGUUGCAAGCUUUCAUGAGUACUCGAGAUUGCUUGUUUGAAUAUUUGGCUUACCUGUUGCAGUUAUCCAAAGCACUUGGCAUCAGAUACGUUUUUAGUAGCGUUUCAUCUUUGCCAUGUCCCGCGUUGCCAGCAUCGUGUGCGCAGUGUCUCUGGUGCUCUACGGCGCCAGCUGCUUCAUCCUUCCUGCAAGCACACCACGUGGUGCGCCGCAGCAGGGUGCCGGUGCUGUGGCACAGCCAAGUGCUUCCAGCGUCGCUCCUGAGUCUGCUGGAUCUUGGAGCCCAAUUGCCAUUGGUGCUGCCCUUGGACUGCUGGCUGCUGUGGCCACUGCCCGACCAGCCUUGGCAGCAGACUUGGAGAACGGCGAGGCCGUCUUCCAGGGCAACUGCACUGCCUGCCAUGCUGGUGGCAACAACAGCAUCGUGGCAGAGAAGAAGCUGAAGAAGGAUGCCCUGGUCACUUACGGCAAGUACGAUGUGGGUGCCAUCAUCACGCAGGUCACCAACGGCAACGGCUCCAUGCCUGCCUUCGGCGACAAGCUCGGCCCAGAUGACAUCGAGGAUGUGGCAAACUAUGUGUACAACAAGGCCGACAAGUGGUGAUCCCUGGUUGUUGAUCGUACUUCUCCAGGUACUGGCGCUGUUUGAAAUCUUGACGCCCUACCCCUUUUCUUUGCGAUACAGCCAUGUUGUCAUGCAGCCGUAUCGUGAC
Molecule: messenger RNA, 952 nt
Organism: Cladocopium goreaui
Lineage: Eukaryota; Dinophyceae; Suessiales; Symbiodiniaceae
Source: the annotation of a GenBank genome assembly